CCUGUCGUCGGUCCCGACUCGACCUCGUCCUGCCAGGAAGUCCUUGUUGACUACUCGUUUGCAGCCUCUUACGGGCGUCCUUAUGUGGGGUCGUAUACACCGCCAGCAUGCUCGUUCAAUCGGGUGACCUGGAACCUGACGGUGGUUUCGGCGGGCAAGCAGUUCGACCGCCUUGGAACCGUGUCUUUGGGUGAUAUCGAGCUAUUCAGGACUUCAACUGCCGAGCCGACGCCAAAUGGUAUCGAAUGGCACUACCUGAAGGACAUGACCAGCUUCUUGCCAUUGUUCAAAGAAGAUCAGUCCCUCAUAUUCGACCUUGGCAACAUUAUUGACGAUGUUUACACGGCUCCGUUCAAUGUCACCUUGACAGCUUCGUAUUUCACUAUCAAAAAUCCAAGCUCGGUUCCCGCCGACCUCAUCGUUCCCGUCUCGAAGCGACUGGGCGCAACAGGUCAUCCGAGCUACUUCUUGUACCCGAACGAAACAGCGUCGAACGACCUGACGCUGCCGCGCAACGUCAAACGUGCUGUUUUCUCCAUCGCAGCUACCGGCCAAGCAGAAGAAGAGUUCUGGUGGAGCAAUGUCUUGCAAUCUGACGUCGAUGUCUUCGGCUCCGAUUCUCCUCUCUACGGCUUUUCUCCCUUCCGCGAAGUGCAACUCUUGAUUGAUGAUCAGUUGGCUGGAGUUGCAUGGCCAUUCCCAGUGAUCUUCACUGGCGGUGUCGUUCCCGGACUUUGGCGUCCAAUCGUAGGCAUCGAGGCCUUUGACCUGAGAGAAGACGAGAUUGACAUUACACCCUGGCUUCCACUUCUAUGCGAUGGCAACUCGCAUACAUUCAAAAUCAUCGUCACCGGACUGAACGACGAUGGGAAAGGUCAAGCAUCGCUAUCUCACACCACGGGCAACUAUUGGUAUAUCUCGGGUAAAGUCUUCAUCUGGCUUGAUGAAGAAGGACAUGUCACCUCAGGCAAAGCCCCUACUAUUGCCGUACCCGAUCCGACGUUCCAAGUGUCGUCCGUUCGCUCGCAGCUACGAAAUGGCACGAAUGACACUCUCGACUACAGCGUUCAGGCUCAGCGAGUCCUUUCCAUCCAGUCAACGAUCGAGCUGUCUUCCGGCGUAGAGCUGGCAACCUGGGAGCAAGAUCUCUCCUUCUCCCUGCAAGGCAACUAUACCGAUCAAGGUGCUGUACAAGUCACCACGCAAUGGACCAAUGGCCAUGAUAAGUCCUCCAGUGGCUAUGCACGUCAAUAUCAAUAUCCUCUGUAUGCACAAAACUCCUUCGUGGAGGAGAAAGACAAUAACUUCACUCUCAAAGCAACUAUCGAGCGUGGCCUGGAUCUGAAGCUCUACACCCCAACCGUCUUCCCGACCGGCCUAGACGACUUCGAUGCAGUCGCUGAGUCCCACAGCGAAUACACCGGCGCAUGGCUCUCGACCACUCAAAAGGGCGAAGCAACCUACUUGGCAAACACCACAAGCAAGAAGUCCUUCACAUUCGGCACCACCGAGCAAGAAUUGCGGCUGUCCGGCAUCAAGAACCCUCUCGAUCUGUUCGUCAUCGAGCUCGACACCGCCAGCGAAGAGCUCUACUACCGGCGCGCCGUAGCGGUAAAUGGGUCCAUUGUGGAAAAUACCGGGCGU
Molecule: messenger RNA, 1644 nt
Organism: Zymoseptoria tritici IPO323
Lineage: Eukaryota; Fungi; Ascomycota; Dothideomycetes; Mycosphaerellales; Mycosphaerellaceae
Exons: 3
Source: RefSeq, a predicted model, not a curated record